Molecule: messenger RNA, 1893 nt
Organism: Argiope bruennichi
Lineage: Eukaryota; Metazoa; Arthropoda; Arachnida; Araneae; Araneidae
Gene: Not11
Product: CCR4-NOT transcription complex subunit 11-like
Exons: 13
Coding region: 62-1579 (505 amino acids)
Biological process (GO): negative regulation of translation; mRNA catabolic process
Cellular component (GO): CCR4-NOT complex
Source: RefSeq, a predicted model, not a curated record
UCAAUCAAUCACAGCAAAUCCACUGAAUCAAACCAAACAUAAACAGGACUCCAAUUGUAAAAUGGCACUUACCGCAAAAGAAUUGAAUUCUCUCACGAAUAUAUUGGAAGAAACAGGACUUGGUCAACGUACAUUUGAAAAUGUUGCUGCUAGUUUUCAUCACUGUUUUAACAAGCAGGAUCAUUUUCGUGUUGGUUCAGCCUUAAUAGUUCUUUUACAACAAGAAGAUCUUCUGUCAAGUAGGGAACAGCGUCUUAUGUCAGUGUACCUUUUGUAUGAAAUGUAUAGAACUGAUCCAAUACAAGCUAAUCCUUUUGCAUCAGUAUUUGUACAUUUGCUGCAUCCACCUGAUGAAAUGAAGAGUGAAAAUGGAGAAUUUGUAAAGCGACCAUGGGCCUUACCACGCCUUUCAAACUCAGAAAAGCAUUUUCUAUCUCAAUUAAUAUCCAUGCCAACUAAAGAUCUCUUCAAGAAAACUCCUAACCAAAUUAUUCAAAUGGAUGUAUCAAACCUACAGUCUUUUGAUGUUAGUGGUCUACAAGUUGCUUUGGCUGAACGUCAUUCAGAAAUGUCCCAAACAAGUAAAAGUGGUAUUCCAGUUGUGUUACCAUUUCCUCAGAAAAGACCAAUGGAAAUAAUUGAUUCCGAUACUUUAAAAAGUACAAGAGAAGCUUUGCUGUGUGGGUCUGAUUCAGCUGUGCAAUCUUGUUUCAAGCCAGAAUGCAUCAGACUUGCUCCACCUCUUCAUGCUUUUGAUGAUGAGUUGGUGUGGAUGAAUCUCACAAAUUCUGCCGAACAGACAGUUGCUUGGGAUAUGUCAAUGUGCGUAAGCAAUACUGCUGGUGUUGAGGCAAAGCGCUUGAUGGCAAAAGCUUUCAAAUCAUCAUUAACUUUAGCUCAACAACAUCAACUGCUGCAGGACCUUGAAAAUGAUCCAAAAUCAGUUUAUCAUGUUGGUCUUACCCCUUCAAAGCUUCCUGAUUUGGUAGAGAAUAAUCCAACAAUUGCUUAUGAUGCUUUAGUACGACUCCAGCAAUCAAGCCAACUUAAUGAGUAUUAUAAUGUUCUUGUAAAUAUGGAGAUGUCUUUGCAUUCUAUGGAAGUAGUGAAUCGCUUAACCACUACUGUAACUAUGCCAGUUGACACUAUCCACAUGUAUAUAUCCAAUUGUAUCCGUACUUGUGAAGGUAUAAAAGAUAGGUAUCUGCAAAAUAGACUUGUCCGUUUAGUGUGUGUUUUCUUACAAUCAUUAAUUAGAGGCAAGACCAUUAAUGUUCAGGAGGUGGAAUGUUUGUGGAAUCAGACAGGAGUCCAUAAUGUAAACAUCUGUAAUGCUUUGCAUGAUUCUUUAAAUGCAACAGAUUGUAUAAAUGUAUACAAUAGAACAGCUUUGCUUGCUUUAGGUGAAAGCUUAAUUAAUGAAUACCAGGACUUAUUUAUCGAAGUGCAGGCAUUUUGUAUUGAAUUUAGCCACAUCAGAGAAGCAGCUGCUCUAUUCCGACUUCUUAAGCAGAUUGAUAAUUGUGAACAGAUCUCACCACAAGCUGCACCAGAAUCACAAACAGCUGUGAAAAGAUAAUGAAUCGAUGUAUUUAUUAACUGUGACUUCGUAUUGCUUAUUAUAAUUUAAUUGAAGUUUUAGGUAUAUAUGCAUAUCUUUUUUAAUAAAAUUUAUGCUUUAGUACAAGACUGCAAUAUUGUCUUUAACUUCUUAAGCAGAUUGAUAAUUGUGAACAGAUCUCACCACAAGCUGCACCAGAAUCACAAACAGCUGUGAAAAGAUAAUGAAUCGAUGUAUUUAUUAGCUGUGACUUCGUAUUGCUUAUUAUAAUUUAAUUGAAGUUUUAGGUAUAUAUGCAUAUCUUUUUUAAUAAAAUUUAUGCUUUAGUACAA